Messenger RNA from Naegleria fowleri, 642 nucleotides. RefSeq lists its product as uncharacterized. Bases 1 to 642 code for a protein of 213 amino acids. NCBI's taxonomy places the organism in Eukaryota, Heterolobosea, Eutetramitea, Acrasida, Naegleriidae. Gene Ontology annotation, molecular function: holo-[acyl-carrier-protein] synthase activity; magnesium ion binding. The record is from RefSeq and is a predicted model, not a curated record. Gene Ontology annotation, biological process: fatty acid biosynthetic process. The transcript has a single exon.
AUGAAAAAUAAUUCGAGGAUUAUUGGUAUGGGUGUUGAUUUGACAUCCAUAUCAAGAAUGCAUAAAUUAUUGAUGAAAUAUGGAGAAAAAUUUGUGAAAAGAAUUUAUCAUCCGAUUGAAAUCGAUCAGUGUCCUUAUAGUUUUGAGAGUGCAUUCCAUCGAUCGAAUACAAGCAUCGGCACUUUAAAUACGAACACCACAAACAAUAAUUCACCUGACAAUGACGAUCAUCAUGUUUCGAAACGAGAAAUUAAUACUAGGGAUCAAGAAUUCAAUCAACAUUUAUUAACUCAACAACACAUGGUUUUGCAAAUGAAGAUUGCACAAUAUUAUGCCUCAAGAUGGGCUGCAAAAGAGGCUACUAUAAAGGCAUUAGGAGUGAGUGGAAUUGGCAGCAAGCAAAUGUAUGUUCACAAGCAACAACAAACAGGCCAUUUACUUUCAGAGACCUCUAAAAUUUCAAAUAAUUACAGGACGCGGUUGUUUCCUCCUCUCCUGAAACUGGAGGGUGAAGAGAUUUCAAAAAUUGUGAGAGAAAUUUUAGACGAAAGAAACGCCAAUGAUUAUGUGACUCAUCUCUCACUAUCUCACGAAGGUGAUAUGGCAAUUGCUAAUGUCAUUAUCGAAGCUAUUUAUGAAUAG